Molecule: messenger RNA, 1926 nt
Organism: Talaromyces proteolyticus
Lineage: Eukaryota; Fungi; Ascomycota; Eurotiomycetes; Eurotiales; Trichocomaceae
Product: chromatin assembly factor 1 subunit A-domain-containing protein
Exons: 4
Coding region: 1-1926 (641 amino acids)
Biological process (GO): nucleosome assembly
Cellular component (GO): nucleus; CAF-1 complex
Source: RefSeq, a predicted model, not a curated record
AUGGACGUGUCAAUCGAACCUGCCCCUUCGCCCGUGGGGCAGACAUUCCCACCUUCUGCUACACAUUCCCGGAAACGAGCAUUCAGCGAAGUUGACGAGCCGAAUAUCUCCAAGCCGGAUAUACACAAGUAUCAAAAACAUGGUAAUUUAGACGAGCAGGAGAAUAGGAAUCCGCUGGGGCCUGGGCCAAUGUUGAUUGAUAAACCUUCGGUGACGACCACUAUGAAUAUCCCUGUGUCCGCAGCGGUGGAUACCAACACCACCGCUGCUACCUCUACUAAUACAAUUACUCAAAAUACUGGCCGUCAAAAAUCUACACCGACUCCUGGCCAGAUUCCUCAGAAAGAUACGCAGUCACCAGCUCCCUCUACCCCCCAACCACCAUCAAAUGCUGUUCCACUAGCGAGCGCGAACAAAAAGCAGAAACUAUCUCCAAACGCCAAAGAAGCGAAGAGGCUAGAAAAAGAGGAGAAGGACCGCCUUCGGCUUGAGGAGAAGGCCAAAAAGGACGAGGAGAAGCGAGUUCGAGAAGAGGAAAGGAAGAAAAAAGAGGCCGAAAAGGAGGAAGAAAAGAAAAAGCGCGAGGCAGAGCGCGAGGAAAAGAAGAGAGCCAGAGAAGAAGAAAAGCAGGCUAAGGAAGAAGAGAAACGAAAGAAGGAGGAAGAAAAAGAGAAAAAAGCACGAUCUCAAAUGAGAUUGAGCUCUUUCUUUACGAAGCCACCUGCUGACAAGGCCAAAUCUCCUGACCCAUCGGAGUCGUCGCCCCAUAAAAAUUCGACUCGAGAUGUUGCGAAUUCUCCAACUCCUGGGAUAGGCACUGAAACUGUCCGGUCAGACUAUCACAGUGAAUUUCCAGAGUUCUUUAUCCAUGAGAACACACAACUUGCUCCUCCACAUCGAUUUCAGCGCGAUGAAAAUGCAUCGGAACAUAUUCGUGAGAAGCUGGAUGGGUUCUUGAAGCAGACGGACGCACGACCAGUAUAUCGCUCAGCAGAUUUAUUCGACAUGAUCCCAUACCGGCGCCGCAAGGGUAGACACGUUGUGCCUAUUAAGACAAUAAUUCAAAAACUCCAGGACGAGGGCAACGUCGAUGCCUCCAGAGAGUCCAUCCGGCACCUUCUGCGGAAGACGACGAUGAAAAGCCUCAAGUUUGGUGAGGACGUUCGUCCAGCAUAUUACGGCACCUUUACAAAACCUCUCUCUAAUGACCAAGCCACCAAACUCUGCCGCCGUCCAUAUGCACGUACAUUGCCGGAUAUUAAUUACGAUUAUGACUCGGAAGCGGAGUGGGAAGAGCCAGAAGAAGGCGAAGAUUUAGAUUCCGAAGGGGAAGAAGAGAUGAGUGAAGACGGAGAAGACGACAUGGAUGGUUUCUUGGACGAUGAAGAAGAGCAAAUAGAGGGCAGAAGACGUCUUAUUAUCGGCGAUCUUGAGCCUGUCUGCACGGGGAUUAAAUGGGACGGUGACGGUGACAUUGACCCUGCCAUGGAAGCGUAUCGCAUUGAAGCGAUAUCAGAUACGAUGCGAUUCCCUAUCUAUCCCUUUUCCACGGCUUAUUGGCCAAAACCAAAAGCGGUGGAGCAGACUGUCGCUAAAGGACAUACAAUGACGUCUGCUCGGGGUACUCUUCACGCCUUUUCUACAGCCCAAUCCACUCAGAGCCAAACGCCACUUGCAACGGUGGCCCGACCUAGUAUAAGUACCGAAUCGGCUAUCCCAUCGAAGGUUAAGAAGCCAUUCCCUCCUGAGCAGCUUGACGCAUUUAAGGAGGCCGUCGAAGGGAGUGACCUGACAAAGGCCGGGUUGAUUGAGGUAUUGAAGAAACGCUUUCCCAAGAUAUCAAAAGAUGUUUUGAAGGAAACUCUCAAUUUAGUUGCUGUUCGUGUUGGACAGAAAGAAGCAGACAAGAAAUGGGUGUGCAAAUGA